This is a messenger RNA of Trichechus manatus latirostris (Florida manatee), 921 nucleotides long. It is a transcript of the gene TNNT2, whose product is annotated as troponin T2, cardiac type. Gene Ontology annotation, molecular function: troponin C binding; tropomyosin binding; troponin I binding. The record is from RefSeq and is a predicted model, not a curated record. Gene Ontology annotation, biological process: cardiac muscle contraction; sarcomere organization; regulation of muscle contraction. The transcript has 16 exons. Gene Ontology annotation, cellular component: troponin complex. NCBI's taxonomy places the organism in Eukaryota, Metazoa, Chordata, Mammalia, Sirenia, Trichechidae. Bases 1 to 921 code for a protein of 306 amino acids.
AUGUCUGACGCAGAAGACGUGGUGGAAGAGUACGAAGAGGAGCAGGAAGCAGAAGAAGCUGUGGAAGAAGAGGAAGACUGGAGAGAGGAGGAUGACGAGCAGGAGGAGGUAGCAGAAGAAGAGGCUGAGGGGGAAGCUGAGGCCGAGGCUGAGGAUGAGACUGAGGAGACCAACGAAAAAGAAGAUGGACAAGAAGAGGAGGAGGAGGAUAAAGACGCUGAGGAUGGCCAAGUGGAAGAGUCCAAACCCAAGCCGAGGCUGUUCAUGCCCAACUUGGUGCCGCCCAAGAUCCCCGAUGGAGAGAGGGUAGACUUUGAUGAUAUCCACCGGAAGCGCAUGGAGAAGGACCUGAACGAGUUGCAGACGCUGAUUGAGGCUCACUUUGAGAACAGGAAGAAGGAGGAGGAGGAGCUCAUUUCGCUCAAAGACAGGAUAGAGAAGCGGCGGGCAGAGCGCGCGGAGCAGCAGCGCAUCCGGAAUGAGCGUGAGAAGGAGCGUCAGACCCGCCUGGCUGAAGAGAAGGCCCGGCGAGAGGAGGAGGAGAACAGGAGGAAGGCAGAGGAUGAGGCGCGGAAGAAGAAGGCUUUGUCCAACUUGAUGCAUUUUGGAGGAUACAUCCAGAAGAUGGCAGAGACGGAGCGGAAGAGUGGGAAGAGGCAGACAGAGAGGGAAAAGAAGAAGAAGAUUCUGGCUGAGAGGAGGAAGGUGCUGGCCAUCGACCACCUGAAUGAAGAUCAGCUGAGAGAGAAGGCCAAGGAACUGUGGCAGAGCAUCUAUAACCUGGAGGCCGAGAAGUUUGACCUGCAGGAGAAGUUCAAGCAGCAGAAAUACGAAAUCAAUGUUCUCCGAAACAGGAUCAAUGAUAACCAGAAAGUCUCCAAGACCUGUGGGAAGGCCAAAGUUACCGGGCGCUGGAAGUAG